CUCUACAAUCUCUUACAAAAUUUCAUAUUUCAGGAGAUAAUUCAUCUGCAUGGCGAGAAGAGUGAAAUGCUUAACCUCUUCAUCUUCUCUAUGGGCAUGCCCCAUCCUGUUUCUCCUCUUGCUCUUUUCGUUUGCAUAUUUAUCAGUCUCCCAGUUCGUGAUUCCCUCCUCUCAAGUAGCCAUUGAUCAGCUUGCCCUUAUCUCCUUCAAAUCUCUCCUCUCUGAUCCAUCCGAAGCAUUAGCUUCCUGGGAGAACACUUCCAUCCAUUUUUGCGAUUGGAAAGGAGUUGUAUGUCAUAACCUUGGAGGUGAAGCUAGAGUCACAGCUUUAGAGCUGGAGAACCUCACCUUAGCAGGUCCAAUAUCUGCAUCGUUAGCCAACCUCACUUUUCUCGAGAAGCUCCAUCUCCGAGAGAACCAACUUAAAGGUCCCAUUCCACAGGACCUUGGCCUUCUUUCUCAUCUUCAAACUCUCGAUCUGAGCGUAAAUUCUCUUGAAGAUGUGAUUCCGUUGUCUCUGUUUCAGAAUUGUUCUAAUCUCCAAAACUUCAACCUGAGUGUCAACAGUUUGCAUGGGACCAUCCCAGGAAACCUUAGCAACUGUUUAGACCUACAAUUCAUUAGAUUGGAAAGAAAUAUGUUUGAAGGAGAGAUCCCAAGUGAUAUCUAUUCCCUCCCAAAGCUUCAGGACCUCAACAUAUGGCAUAAUAAUCUCAGCGGAAGAAUUCCUCCUGAGAUUGGGAACCUUUCAAGCUUGACAAUACUUUCAUUAGCUGGCAACAAAUUCAGAGGCUCGAUUCCUUCUGAAAUAGGUAACCUUUCAUCCCUUGUUGAGCUUUACCUGUCAAGUAAUCAACUUUCAGGUAGCAUCCCGUCCAGCAUGGGCAAUCUUGGCAGACUAACUAUACUUUAUCUGCAUUUCAACAAUCUCAACGGCACUAUCCCACUAGAGAUUGGGAAUCUUGUCAAUAUGCAAGUUCUAGUGCUGGGCGGCAACCAUCUUUCUGGGAUCAUUCCUAAAAGCUUGGGCUUCUUGAAAAAUCUAGAUACGCUUAUUCUUAGUGGUAAUCAGCUAGAAGCAACAAGUAUUGCUGAGUGGAGUUUUAUUUAUGCUUUAAGCAACUGCACCCACCUCAGAAUUUUGGAAGCGAACGCCAAUAAUCUAGGUGGCAUGUUCCCCAAAUCCAUAGGUAAUUUGUCAAAAAAUCUCCAAGGGCUUAACUUCUUUCAAAACCAAAUUACUGGAAGCCUUCCUGCAGAAAUUGGAAAUCUUAACUUAUCAGCAAUUAUUGUCACGUCCCGAAGGAGUCUCUGUCCGAAGAAAUUUCGGCAACAUCUCCCCUGUACGGCGGACAAUCUGAAACUUUUCUACAAGCACUAUAUACCUCAGCCACAUGCGGCUGGAAUAAUAACAAUAAAAGAAAGUGGGCCGCUGGAAAUCCACCUCACUGCUCUAAAGCUUCUAUCGGCAACCACCUAA
This is a messenger RNA of Zingiber officinale, 1480 nucleotides long. Its product is annotated as receptor kinase-like protein Xa21. Gene Ontology annotation, molecular function: protein binding. The transcript is spliced from 2 exons. NCBI's taxonomy places the organism in Eukaryota, Viridiplantae, Streptophyta, Magnoliopsida, Zingiberales, Zingiberaceae. The coding region runs from base 50 to 1480 and encodes 476 amino acids. The record is from RefSeq and is a predicted model, not a curated record. Gene Ontology annotation, cellular component: plasma membrane.